AUGUCACAUAAAAAAUGCGUAGAGGCAUUAGACCGUUCUCUCCAAGAUAUUCGCAAUAACAAUCUACCAAUGGGAGGAAUUACAGUUCUAUUCUCUGGCGAUUUUAGGCAAACACUUCCUGUCAUUCCAUCAGGAACACCAGCAGACGAAAUCAAUGCUUGCUUAAAGUCAUCUCACCUUUGGAAUAAGAUGGUAGUUUUACACUUAUCCAAAAAUAUGAGGGUUCGUGUAGGGUCUGAAAAAAAUAUGGAGAAAUUUGCUCAAAUUUUGUUGGAGAUUGGCAACGGCACGAGGUAUGAAGUUGACGAUAGAAUUGUGUUGGAUGAUAACACGUGUGUAGUUGUUAAUUCAAUUUAUGAGUUAAUUGCAAAAAUUUAUCCCAACACGAAAAAAAUUCAAUCAAUUCAUUAUUCAUGGUUUAAAGAAAGAGCAAUUUUGUCUGCCAGGAAUGAAGACGUUCUUGAAAUUAACAACUUAUGUUUGAAAAAUAUUGAAUCUCCGGAAAAUACUUACUUAUCAAUUGAUUCAACAACUAAGAUUGAAAAUGCAGUUCACUAUCCUGUUGAAUUUUUAAACACUUUAAAUCCUGCUGGUUGUCCUCCACAUGCAUUGCAUUUAAAG
Molecule: messenger RNA, 621 nt
Organism: Bemisia tabaci
Lineage: Eukaryota; Metazoa; Arthropoda; Insecta; Hemiptera; Aleyrodidae
Source: RefSeq, a predicted model, not a curated record